CCUCCACCUCCCUCCCUGAUAGAAGAGAGAAAGAAGAAGAAGAUUCUAGAAGUCACCAGAGAGAUCACUGAGCUGCUGACAGGAGAGGUUCCUAUAAGGUGUCAGGGUGUCACUGUCUAUUUCUCCAUGGAGGAGUGGGAGUAUUUAGAAGGACACAAGGAUCUCUACAAGGACGUCAUGAUGGACAAUCAGCCGCCCCUCACAUCACCGGAUGGAUCCACUCAUGGGAACCCACCAGAGAGAUGUCCCCGUCCUCUGUAUUCCCGGGAUUCCACACAGGAAGGUCACACCAUCCCUCACCAUCAUCAGAGUGGAAACCUGAGAGAUCCUAAAGUUGAGGUUAAAGAAGAGAUAAAAGAGGAGGAGGAUGAGGAUGGGGGGAUGGAGGAGUCAGAGCUUCUAAAAGAACACAAAGAUCUGUACCAGGACACCAUGGUGGAGUCAUCCAGCUACAGGAACCCACCAGAGAGAUGUCCCCGUCCUCUGUAUUCCCGGGAUUCCACACAGGAAGGUCACACCAUCCCUCCCCAUUGCAAGAGUGGAGAUCCAAUCGAUAUAGAAUUUGAGGUGAAAGCAGAAGAAGAAGAGGCGUAUGUGAGGGAUGAUCAGCAGUCUAUGGAGGAGGAUGGAAUAACGGGGACAUUUAUAGAGGAGGACACUCCUACAGAGAUCAGCACAGGUGGGUCA
This is a messenger RNA of Staurois parvus, 687 nucleotides long. The record is from the annotation of a GenBank genome assembly. Lineage: Eukaryota; Metazoa; Chordata; Amphibia; Anura; Ranidae.